AUGAACCCGCAGGCAAAUCCACAGUAUAGGAAUGAUCUGUCCUCCUCUCGCACCACAGAUCAGACGGUGGGAUCGAUCUCCUGUCUCCAGCGGAAAACAGAACACAGCUCUGUUGACGACAAAUUUCUCAUCCAGAGCCUGUCCAAAAAGAAACUGUCGUCAUCCCCGUGGGCUCGUCAUCUCGGCGUAGCAAUCACCUUCCUCGCAGCAGCGUACCUUCUACUUGUUUGUUUUCAGUUCAUCGAAGCUAGAAAACUUUCGGCUCGACAAACUCGUUCCCUUGCAGACCGUCACGAUGGAUCAUGUGACUGGGAGAGUGCUGCGGACGACAGCGACAACGGCGGCGAUAGGUCUAGGCAGGGAAGGGAACAGCAGCUGUCAGAGGAAGGUCUAUGGUUGUCGCAACAUGAAGCUCAUGGAGCGCACGAGAAUGAAGCAUCAGGGCCUGGAGAAGUUGAUGUUGAGAUGUCCACUGGAGAGGAGGCAAAGGGGACCAAGUUGGGUUAUUGGUCACAGGAACUUGCACGGCACAAUAUCAUGUCAUGGUCCCGCCGAAACCUACCUCCGCCAGUACACCGUAGCCUAGUGGAUAUGUUCUCGCGAAUGGUGAGAGCUGCAAGGUUGUGCAAAGCAUUGCUGCCAAAGCUAACGUGCGCACAACGCCUGCAACUGACAUAUCAAAUGAUGCGACUGAUUGCACUGGAUUUGGGAGCCAUUUCUUUAGUGAGGGAGGACCUGGAACCUGCACGGCAAAGCGUGGGGGACUCUCUCAUUAGUCUGGGCCUUGAAUGUCUUGAGAGGAGCGGCGUCGACCCACGGCAUGAAACACAGCGCGCCUCAAUUCGCCAACUGAUGGGUUUAGUUGAUAAACUUAAGCAGCAUCGGCCUCUUCAAGAAGAUUUUGGUCCUGUCAUGUACAGAAUAAAAAUGGUGAGCCUAAUGGGCACUGCUGGCGUGGUACUAAAGUACUGUUUGGGAGUUCUCGACGGACUGCUGCAACGGAGCUACGGACAACAGUCAGCGCCACCAGAAGCUGUAGUUCAGCAGCAGCUCAAUGUUAUAAAGGCACUUUACCGUGUACAUUCGGACCAUAUAGCUAGAGAUGCUGAAGUCUGCGAGCACAUCCUAAGGACCCAGCAGCAAACCGGCAUAUAUGAGCUUUUGGAUAGCCAGCAGGCAAGCCUGAACAAUGUUUCAAUUUCGAAAUUAGUGCAAUUGAAAAAUAAAAUAAAAGACGCAGUACGUAGCGCCGGUGGGCUCCUAAAAUAUCAGGGGCCAACACCGCGACGCUCAGAAGCGCUACGGGACCACAGUGCUAGCAGCAUGUUCUCGCGAGACAGUGAACCGACAAAUAUUAUUCCUGAAGCACCGCAUGGAACGUUGGGUCAACAAAUGCUGCACGAAAGAUCUGCCGAAGAUACCGGACGAGUUUUCGACUCAGCAGCCGUUUCAUCGAGCAAAAGUAUGCACGGAGGCACGCCAUUCCUUCCUGGUGCAGUCCCACAGUGGUCAGCUAGCCAGCCGUCUCACCAAGGCGCCGAACCAGCUGCGCAGCCUCUACCGCAACUUGAAAGCCGCCCACUAGACCAUCAACCACAGUGGGUCAUGUCAAAGACUCUUGAACAAUCACCAGGCUCUUGGACGUCUUGGCUGCACGCAGCACACCAACCGUUUCAUAGCCCAGAACGCCAUCAGCCUCAGGAGCCUUCUUUCCCAGCGCGUUCCGUUGAUCGUGUCGCUCCUCAGUUUGCUCCUGGGGGAUUUUCUGCGGGCCCAAUCGGGCGACCCGCAGCCACUGGACGCGAUAUUGGACCUCUUUUGGCGCCCACUACACAGCUGCUACAACGGACUCCAGUUGACUCAUCUGCCAGGCUUCAUUCGUCAGCUGCAGGCCCUCACACACGCGAGUACAGCCUCUUCGGGGGAGGGGGAACUUUUCCCUGGUCACCCUUUUCACUAAUGUCAGCCACAUCUGUCGAAGAACAAGCGGCUGCCGGCCGUGGCUGGGUGGACGCUCAAAUGCAAGACAUGCGUGACCCUAGUACGGAUGACUUGGACGAAUCAGAGAGCAGGCAGCGGAGUGGACGCUUGGAGUUUGGUCACCAAUAA
Eimeria tenella is the source of this 2109-nucleotide messenger RNA. RefSeq lists its product as uncharacterized. NCBI's taxonomy places the organism in Eukaryota, Apicomplexa, Conoidasida, Eucoccidiorida, Eimeriidae. The transcript has a single exon. Bases 1 to 2109 code for a protein of 702 amino acids. The record is from RefSeq and is a predicted model, not a curated record.